AUGAAUCAUAUCAUUGUCCCAAGUUGUUUCAAUGAUGGUUGUGAUAGUGCAGAUGAUCUCAGAAAUGAGGAAUUUGAAGAUAUUAUCUUGAUUGAUUGGGUAUCAGCCACCAUAGCAUUUGCAAGUGAAGAAGAACCUGGUACUGUUACAGGGACAGCAGCAUUUAUGAACAAAACUUUAAUGGUACUUGCUGAAGGAAUAAUAAAGAUAGAAAGAGCUCCAGUUGAUGAUCUUGUAUCUUUAGCAUAUACUUUGCUUUGGAUGUGGCCCAUGAUCAGUCUUCUAGACAAUGAUGGUGUAGGACUAUUUGUGGCAUGGGCUCGGUCUCUUAACAGGAUGGUGACAGUGAAUGAGAUUAACUAUAAUGAGGGAAAACGUAGGGCUUCUGAUGACUGA
Messenger RNA from Diversispora eburnea, 396 nucleotides. NCBI's taxonomy places the organism in Eukaryota, Fungi, Glomeromycota, Glomeromycetes, Diversisporales, Diversisporaceae. The record is from the annotation of a GenBank genome assembly.